AUGGCCCCUCCACUCACGCCCACCUCUCACGGCCGCCCACCCCCACCCACCCAUAUUCACGGCCCCUCCACCCCACGGCCCGCAACACCCUCCCUGACCCAUCCACAUGUCUGCUCCACCCUCAGGGCCCACCCAGCCUCACGACCCACCCACAUUCAAGGCUCCACUCCACGCUCACCUGCCUCCACCCCACGGCCCCUCCACCCCUCACAGUCCACUCCACCCUCAGGGCCCACUCCAGCCUCACGACCUACUCCACAUUCACGGCCCACCCACCGUCAAGGCCAACUCUUCCCUCAAGGCCAACUCUUCCCUCACGGCGCUCUCCACCCUUACGGCCCCUCCCUCACGGUCCAGUCCACCCUCACGGCCCACUCCACAUUCACGGCCCGCUCCACCCUCCAGGGCCCAUUCCAGCCUCGACCUACUCCACAUUCAAGGCCCACUCCACGCUCACGGCGCUCUCCACCCUUGCCCCCUCCACCCUCACAGUCCUCCACCCUCAGGGCCUCCAGCCUCACGACCUACUCCACAUUCACAGCCCACUCCACCGUCAAGGCCAACUCUUCCCUCUGGGCAACUCUUCCCUCACGGCGUUCUCACCCUGGCCCCCUCCACCCUCACGGUCCCUCUCCUCCACAGCCCCUCCACAUUCACGGCCGCUCCACCCUCGACCCACUCCAUAUUCACGGCCCACUCCACCCUCAGCCGCUCACCCUCACGACCCCACUCCACAUUCACGGCCCGCUCCACCCUCACGACCUCCACCUUCACGGCCUCACCCUCCCCGGCCCCCUCCAGCCUCACGGCCCUCCCACAUUCACGGCCCGCUGCACCCUCGACCCACUCCAUAUUCACGGCCCCUCCACCCCUCGGCCCUGCCCUCCCGGCCCGAUCCACAUUCACGGCCCGCUCCACCCUCAGGCCCUCCAGCCUCCCGACCUACUCCACAUUCAAGGCCCUCCACGCUCACUGCGCUCUCCACCACCGGCCCCUCCACCCUCACAGUCCUCCACCCUCAGGGCCCCUCCAGCCCUCACGACCUACUCCUUCGGCCUCCACCGUCAGGCCAACUCUUCCCUCAAGGCCAACUCUUCCCCUCGCUCUCCACCCUUGGCCCCUCCCACCCUCACGGUCAGUCCACCCCUCGCCCCCUCCACAUUCACGGCCCGCUCCACCCUCAGGCCCAUUCCAGCCCUCACGACCUACUCCCAUUCAAGGCCCACUCCGCUCACGCUCUCCCACCCCAGCCCCCUCCACCCUCACAGUCCACUCCACCUCAGGGCCCUCAGCCUCCCGACCUACUCCAUUCACGGCCCCUCCACCGUCAAGGCCAACUCUUCCCUCAAGGCCAACUCUUCCCUCACGGCGCUCUCCACCCUUACGGCCCUCCACCCCUCACGGGCCCCUCCAGCCUCGACCUACUCCCAUUCAGGCCCACCCACGCUAACUGCGUUCUCCACCCCCGGCCCCUCCACCCUCACAGUCCCUCCACCCUCAGGGCCCACUCCAGCCUCACGACCUACUCCACAUUCACGGCCCACUCCACCGUCAGGGCCAACUCUCUCAAGGCCAACUCCCCACGGCGCUCUCCACCCCAUGGCCCCCCUCCACCCUCACGGUCCAGUCCACCUCACGGCCCACCCACAUUCACGGCCCGCUCCACCCCCUCAGGGCCCAUUCCAGCCUCACGACUCCACUCCACAUUCUAGGCCCACCCACGCUCAGUGCCCCACCCCACGGCCCCCCACCCUCACAGUCCACUCCACCCCUCAGGGCCCACUCCAGCCUCACGACCUACUCCACAUUCACGGCCCACUCCACCGUCAAGGCCAACUCUUCCUCAACAACUCUUUCCCUCACGGCGCUCUCCACCCCACGGCUUCCACCCUCACGGUCCACUCCACCCUCACGCACCUUCCACAUUCACAGGCCCGCUCCACCUCACCGACCCACUCCAUAUUCACGGCCCACUCCACCCUCACGGCCCGCUCCACCCCACGACCCACUCCACAUCCACACGGCCCGCUCCACCCUCACGACCCACCCAUAUUCACGGCCCACCCACCCUCAGGCCCGUCUACCUCACGGCCCACCACAUUCACGGCCCGCUCCACCUCACGAUCCACUCCAUAUUCACGGCACACCCCACCUCACGGCCCCCCACCCCCACGACCCACUCCACAUCUGCUGCCCUGCCCACCUCCUCAGGGCCCACUCCAGCCUCACGACCCACUCCACAUUGGCCCACUCCACGUAACGGCGUUCUCCACCUCACGGCCCUCCACCCUCACAGUCCACUCCACCCUCAGGGCCCACUCCAGCCUCACGACCCACUCCACAUUCACGGCCCACUCCACGUCAAGGCCAACUCUUCCUCAAGGCCAAUCUUCCCUCACGGCGCUCUCCACCCUUUGGCCCCCUCCACCCUCACGGUCCACUCCAAUCUCACGACCCACUCCACAUUCACGGCCCGCUCCACCCCACGACCCACUCCACAUCUGCUGCCCGCUCCACCCCAGGGCCCCUCCAGCCUCACGACCCACUCCACAUUCAAGGCCCACUCCACGCUCACGGCGCUCUCCACCCCACGGCCCCCUCCACCCUCACAGUCCACCCACCCUCAGGGCCCACCCAGCCUCACGACUCUACUCCACAUUCACGGCCCACUCCACCGUCAAGGCCAACCCUUUCCUCAAGGCCAACUCUUCCUCACGGCGCUCUCCACCCUUACGGCCCCCUCCCCCCACCCCACGGCCCCUCCACCUCACGACCCACUCCACAUUCACGGCCUGCUCCACCUCACGACCCACUCCAUAUUUACGGCCCGCUCCACCCUCACGCCCACUCCAGCCUCGCGGCCUGCUCCACCCUCACGGCUCCACUCCAGCCCUGCGGCCUGCUCCACCCUCAAGGCCUGCUCCACCUCAAGGCCAACUCUUCCUCAAGGCCAACUCUUCCCUUACGGCGCUCUCCACCCUUUCGGCCCUCUCCACCCUCACGGUCCACUCCACCUCACGGCCCACUCCAUAUUCACGGCCUGCUCCACCCUUACGGCCCACUCCACAUUCACGGCCCGCUCCACCCUCACGGCCCACUCCACAUUCACGGGCCCACUCCACCCACGGCCCACUCCACAUUCACGGCUUCCGCUCCAUAUUCACGGCCCACUCCAACUCACGGCCCACCUCACGGCUCCACCUGCCGUCUGCGGAGAGCUUCCAACUCCACUUGUAG
Homarus americanus (American lobster) is the source of this 3237-nucleotide messenger RNA. RefSeq names its product extensin-like. The transcript has 2 exons. Lineage: Eukaryota; Metazoa; Arthropoda; Malacostraca; Decapoda; Nephropidae. The coding region runs from base 1 to 3237 and encodes 1078 amino acids. The record is from RefSeq and is a predicted model, not a curated record.